UACAGUCGACAUGCGCGCGCCAAAGUUUUGUAACAGCAAUGGCGUCCAAAGCAGGUCGUGGUGGGAAGAAGCGCAAAGCAGAAGUUCAGGUAGAGGAGGAGAAACCUUCAGUGGAGGAAAAGAAGGGCAGAGGAGACGAUGAAAGCAGCCAGGAAGGCCUCAGGGUGGUCAUUGAACACUGUAAAAGCUGACGAGUGUACGGGCGUAAUGCUGAGGAGGUGAAAUCCGCCCUCCUGGCUGCCUGCCCUGAACUGACUGUGGUCCUCAACCCUGAGAAACCUCGCAGGAACAGCUUCGAGAUCACUCUGCAGGACGGGGGCAAAGAAACAUCUCUGUGGACUGGAAUAAAGAAGGGCCCACCUCGUAAGCUGAAGUUUCCACAGCCUGAAGUGGUAGUUUCUGCUCUGCAGGAGGCUCUGAAGGCUUAGACACCCAGUGAAGCCCAGCAUUCUGGAGAUGCAGCCAGUGGAAGCAAAAAUGACGAGAAGUGACCAAGGAGAUGUUCUCAGUCCCUCCUCUGAUGAGCCAUGCUCUAACUGCUGCCAUCUUCUGGGUGCACGGUGACACCUAGUGGAGCUUAGCUGAGCCAAAGCAUUUCUCUGACACAUUACUGCUGUUUACUGUUGUUUCACAAAAGUUCAGUAGUGGUUUUAUGUCUGUUUUGUUUUUUGAGAAAUAAAAUCUUUUUU
Molecule: messenger RNA, 689 nt
Organism: Oreochromis niloticus (Nile tilapia)
Lineage: Eukaryota; Metazoa; Chordata; Actinopteri; Cichliformes; Cichlidae
Gene: selenoh
Product: selenoprotein H
Exons: 5
Cellular component (GO): Golgi apparatus
Source: RefSeq, a predicted model, not a curated record